AUGAACCACAAAAUUUCGGUGUUUGGGAAGGGUCUUGAAAUUCGUCCAUUAUUAUCGGAGCUCAAUCUUCCACCACAAACGGCAUUGGCGCCGGCUCAGCCUGGACAUCAGGAUGAGCUCAUUUCCAUCGACAUGAAGUGGCUCGAAAGAUUUCCCAAUCUUAGUGAUUUAACUUAUGUCACAAGAAAGGCGCAUUACAACUGGUGGAUAGGUGGUGAAUACCGCGUUCAUGGCCCUGAUGUUGUGAGCAGGCCAGCUGAAGGCUGUAAAUGGCAUGGGGAGCCUGAAAAAAACAUAAACGCAGCCUGGGUUGAAGAUUAUCUGGAGGGCAAUCCCAAGGAUCAGGGGCUCGAAUAUUAUGAGAAGAUGGGUAUUUGCGAUGAUACAGGAACAACAUGGGCAUUUGACGGAAAGAAUUCUUUCGCGCAAAAUAUUUGGCAGUUCGCGUGGCAACGCCGCUUGGGCGUUGACCCAGGUUUAAGAGAGACAUAUGCGUAUACUGAUAAACGCCGGGACACCAUGAUUCACAAGUACUCCGACAAUGCUUCGGCAGCCGUGCCAAAGAUUGGGCUUCGCGGAUAUUCCUACAACACUAGCUCUUGUGGUGGCUUUUGGGCAGGCUACAGGCUUUAUGUCGGAAAUCACCCUCGGCUCGAAUUCUCACCUCUGGCCUGGGACGAUGUCAAAGAGUAUUUGGAGUCGUUCCAGACAUAUGAAGACAACAGGGAAGAUGCAGAAUUCGGGAAAGAGGAGGCGGAAACUGUAAGCAAACGUUACAAACAUGGGAAGGAUAUCAAACCCAGCUCUCCGGAAACGAUCGUCAAAAUAACCAUCAUCAGACCAGGGGAAGAGGCGCCCCGUUCACACCCACAUCAUUGCUGGGAACCAGUGGCAGGUGACUUCAACAAUUGUGAUGAUCUUCAAGGUGUUGAUUGGCGUCAGGUAUUCCCUGUUAAUCCCCCACCCGUUGGGAAGGAAUUCAAGAAGUUCAUGGCACCCGGAUUCAACAGACGUCUUUCCGACGAAGACAACAUGCUGCUGUGCAGCCGAGAGGAGAAAUUAUUGAAAAAUCUCAACAGGUUUAGAAUUCGACAGAUAUUCUAUACUGUCAUGCGAGGAAUUUAUGGAAAUCAUAAAGCAGGCCUCCCAGCCCCAUAUCACUUUCAUGAGAGCGAGGUACCCUCAGGAAGUACGAAUUGA
Messenger RNA from Clonostachys rhizophaga, 1200 nucleotides. NCBI's taxonomy places the organism in Eukaryota, Fungi, Ascomycota, Sordariomycetes, Hypocreales, Bionectriaceae. The record is from the annotation of a GenBank genome assembly.